AUGGCAUCCAUAGCUGAUAUCUCUCAAGCACUUGGAGACUAUAUGCUCAGAGGAUGGGUAUUGACCGACCAAUCAUGCCCGACACCGGGGUGUGCUGUUCCUCUGCUGCGAUCUCCAGCAGGCCGAACACCCAUAACCACUAUAUGCGCAAAAUGUGAUCCUACAAACCCUCCAUCUCUACCACAGGGUGUUGUACCUGCAUCAUCAUCCAAUGCCACCACGGAAUCACAGCAUUCGAGGUCGUCAACACCUCCAACAGAACUUUCUGAAGUCCCGGACUCUCCUUUGUUUGUUCCAAUUGAAGAGUCUGAAGAAACGAGACGUCGACGUGCCCAAUCUGACCAGGCAUCUUCGGAAAUCGGCAAGCGACUGCUGAAAGGUUGGGCUAUGCUUGGUGAUGAAUGUCCCAAUGACACAUGUUAUGGCGUCCCACUCGUCCGUCCUCCAAAAUCAGGCGGGGAAAAGGAUCCGAGGAAGGAAUGUGUUAUAUGUGGAAACGUCUAUGUCUCGGGGGUAGAUUGGGCUGGGACACAAACUCUAGCUCUUCAGGAAACAAAAACAGCUACAGCAUCCACAGAUGACAGUGUUCGCAGCCAAGCCGACAGCUCCCAGAUCCGAUCCACACCUCCAACCACCUUACACCAAGAAAUACAUAAAUUUUCUGCUCCAUUAAACCAUCAGUCUAAUGACAAGGCAUCGUUACAGACACAGUCUUCUGUGCCCGCAGUUCCGCACUCUUUGCCUGUUUUUGAACAUCACCAGAAGGGCAUUACCCCUCAAUCGGAUUCACUUUACGAUGUAACAUCGCAGAGUUUAAGGACCUCUCUGCGCACGUUGACAGACAGACUCAUUUCUUUAACUUCGCACCCGGCCCUGGUAGAGCCCAGUGCUAUUGGUUCGACGGCAGAUGCCAUUUCAAAAGUAGCGCAGGCUCUUGUACAGAUGAAAAAUUUGGGCCAUGUUUAA
This is a messenger RNA of Psilocybe cubensis, 966 nucleotides long. RefSeq lists its product as uncharacterized. The record is from RefSeq and is a predicted model, not a curated record. The coding region runs from base 1 to 966 and encodes 321 amino acids. NCBI's taxonomy places the organism in Eukaryota, Fungi, Basidiomycota, Agaricomycetes, Agaricales, Agrocybaceae. The transcript is spliced from 6 exons.